AUGUACGACCGGAAAGAAGAAGCUGUAGUACUUACAAAGGACACCCAUUUAGCAGGUUAUCAUGGUGUCGGAUCGUUGCUAGAGGAAGGCUGGACUCUGAGAGUUCCAAGUUCUCUCAAUCUUGAUGACCCAGAUACAGAGAUAUUCGUUCCUGAACCCUUUCAUCCUAUGGCACUAGUUAGUGGACAAGUUCAAGGUAGAGAAAUCAUUCAAAAGUUUUAUCCAAAUGGAACUCCAUUUCUUAUAAUAUUUCCUGAUGGAACUGGAAAUGUUUUUUAUCCUUCUGGAAGAAUUGCUAUUUUAAUCACCAGUGUGACACUAGGACAGAAUACUUAUGUUGUUCUUGAUGAUAGUACAGAAUCACAGAUACUCGCAGUCUUUGAUGCAACUGGUUGUGGAACUUGCUAUUUCAUGGAUGGAAAAAUUAGGUUAAAUUAUGAUCAACAGGGCGGAAUUGAAUUAGAUUUGACUGGGUCAAGAAGAAGAUCUUGGAUCUGGAAGGAUCAUGAAACCCACGUCCAUGCUCCGCCUUUCCAGCCCAUAGUUUUUGGCAUGAACUACUUUCUAAGUGUCCGAGUGAUGUCACAGGAGAAUAUAGCCUUAUCCCUAACUGGAAAAAAAAGAAGCUGUAGAUUUAAUGUAGGCACCAAAUUAAAGAUGGUGAUGCCUGAGAAUUAUCUUGACAAGUUCAAUGAAUAUCAACUUUACAUAGAUGAGCAUAAACUCCACAUUCAAAGUUUAAUGAUCAAAGUCAACAAUUUAUUGAAGUUUCCCAAGUCUCCCAAACUGGACUCAAUGUUACCUCCUGUAUCUCUAACAUCUAAACAAUUCAAAGUCAAUCAGAAACGACAACAAUUGAAUUCCUUAUCUCCAAGAAAUAAAGAAAAGAGAAUAACAAAACAGCACAGAUUACCUCCCUUAGACCAGACCUCUGUCAUUGUAAAUUAACUAAGGACUGGAUGCUCCAAAAAUACAAUGUAGAGAAUCUUUUCUCUGUAGUCUGUGAGAACUCUAUUAAACAGUCUAAGUUUUCAAUAGCUGCUAAAGUUACAUAAGUUGAAAAUAGUCUCUUCUUGAAAAUGCAUCAUUUGGUCACUAUCUGACUAGUCUAAAACGAGACCAAACAUGUUAUUUUGUUACCAGUUUUAACUAAUGCUUUUGUAUUUAUUUUGAAAUAUAUUAACAUUUUGUUUUUAGUAAAUUAUUUCAUAUAAAAAAAUAUAUAUAUUUUUGAAGAGCUACAUUGUAUAUAUUUUAAACUCAUGUUUUUCUUGUCUAAUUUACAUUAACAUUUUUUAUUUUAAAAAUUCAUUCCUGUUUGUUUUUGUUUUAUUUAUUCUUUAAAACCUGUAGAUAAAGUGCUUUAUUUUUACCCAGUGACAUGGACACAAAAAAAAGAUUUUUUUAAAUAAAUAAAAUAACUACACACUAAGUUCCAUCAGUCAAAGAGGAUGUGAUAUUUUGUAAGCUUUAUGGCAUAUAUCAGUAUACUUGUAUUAGGAAAAGUAAUUUUUUCUUUUUUUACUUCUAAGCAGCAAAUGUUUUGCCAUGUGGAAUAUCUUGAAAUGUGACUAUAUAAUAAAUUUAUUGUUCAAUGUUUGAUGUGUUUAAAAGAAUGGGCUCUUCUUCGACAUUAUUAUAUAAGUUAGAAACAUUCCUUCGGAAAAGAUCAUCCUGUGUGUGCCCGUGUCACUUAGACACAUUUGUCGCAUCAAAAUGAAGACAGGAGAAUAGAAGUUUAGUAUUCUCUAGAAUAACUAUGCAAACAAUUAACUUUAUUUUACUUUGCCCUUCAGCUGGUAUCAGCACUCUAAUAGUUAACUGACCCAUGCUAGACAGUCACAUAUGAAACUUGAUCAGCAGUUUAUUCCUCCAAACAAAAAUAUCUAGGGUCACCCGGUGUGUCAAUACACACUAUACCAAUAUUGGUAAUUUAAAACGAGCACACCUACUGUCACUAAUAUCUUAUUUUGUUUAUAUGUAAAUAUAACUAAACCCAGUUACAAAUAAACUUUCAAUAUGCA
Biomphalaria glabrata is the source of this 2024-nucleotide messenger RNA. RefSeq names its product glutamate-rich protein 6B-like. The transcript has 7 exons. Lineage: Eukaryota; Metazoa; Mollusca; Gastropoda; Planorbidae. The record is from RefSeq and is a predicted model, not a curated record. Bases 1 to 948 code for a protein of 315 amino acids.